Pseudonaja textilis is the source of this 828-nucleotide messenger RNA. The record is from RefSeq and is a predicted model, not a curated record. Lineage: Eukaryota; Metazoa; Chordata; Lepidosauria; Squamata; Elapidae.
AUGGUGGCUCGUGUGGUUAGGACGCUGAGACAAAUGACCAUUGAGAGGUUAAUAGCUCAGGAGUUCAAAACCCAGCUCCCUGCAAAAUUGGUUGAUUUGGCAGCGAUGAACCUGACAGGGAUGGUGAACAGCAUGCUAAACACCGCUCUCAGAGGAACUAAAGAAUUCUUCUCCUUGCUGAGUAUUGUAUCUUAUAGUUCGUAUGCCUUCCAAAAGGUUUCCAUUGUCCUGUACAACAUAUCCAGCUUAAGGAACAUAGACCCUACCAAGUUCUCCACACGACACUGCUAUUGCUUAAACAACAGGACUAACGACUUAACAGAUUUUACAGCAUUGCUGGUGGACAUUGUGGGAAACUCCACUAGUUAUCUUACUGAGAUUUUCAAGUCGACUUCCAUUGUGUCAGUGAGCCAGAGCAAUGAUACAGACUGCAUCUACAUUUGUGUCAUAUCAGGACGAAUAGGCAGAAAUCUUACCAAUCUAUGGGAAGCAAUAGAGAAAUCUCCUAUAGUCAACUACACUUUUUCCGGUAACAUAUCAGACUUCUUGGAAUGCACACAGGUCAUCAAAAAAGGCAAUUUUGUGACUGUGUCACCCCUCAUGGUUCAAAAGCUGAAUCCUUGCGUGAUGGAGUUGUGCAAGUUUUAUCAACGGUGCUUCUGUACCAGAGACCGGAGUUACUCAAGGGAUCACACUAUGAGGUACUGCAUUCAAAACUAUCCAUGGUUCUUUAAAAAUGCAGCAUUUAUUUGUGAAAAGGUCAAGAGAUCGACUUAUUCUAAGACAUUGAAACAGAAGUGCCUUAAAUAUAUUUGUAAAUCCAUCUGA